This is a messenger RNA of Epithele typhae, 555 nucleotides long. RefSeq lists its product as uncharacterized. The annotation marks the transcript as partial. The record is from RefSeq and is a predicted model, not a curated record. The transcript has a single exon. NCBI's taxonomy places the organism in Eukaryota, Fungi, Basidiomycota, Agaricomycetes, Polyporales, Epitheliaceae.
AUGCUCCCUCUAAUACCCCGCCGACGCUCGCUCCAGACACUCUUUCUCUCCUUUCUGUGGUCUCUGCCCUCUCCAUGCCGCUCAAAAGCCGUGAAUGUCACCAUCGACGACUACUACGGCGACAGUCGCACCGGUGCUCUCCCAACAUUCGACCCCGCGGGUACGACUGAGGGCGCGGGGUGCGACUCCUGCAACAUCAACCGAGCAGGGAUAGAUCCCUCGCAGAUCUUCAGAGGCACCUGGCACGAGUCCACGAACCGCGACUCGAGCGACAAGCUCACUAUCACCGCAACAUUCACCGGGACGGCAGUGUACGUCUACAAUGUCAUCGCCAUCAACGAACCUGGCAUCUCGCUCUCCACGAACCUGCAGUUCCUCAUCGACGGUCAGUCGGUCGGGACGUAUGUACGCCAACAGUCGAAUACAGCGACUCCAUCGUUCCAGUACAAUGUGCCCGUCUUCGGGAAGACCGGGCUUUCCAACAGUCAACACACCAUUCAGCUCGUGUCGGCGGAGGUGCAGGGUGUCACGAUCUUUGACUACUUCGAGUACACC